Messenger RNA from Penicillium brasilianum, 888 nucleotides. Lineage: Eukaryota; Fungi; Ascomycota; Eurotiomycetes; Eurotiales; Aspergillaceae. The record is from the annotation of a GenBank genome assembly.
UAUCAUCCCUGGCUCUCUUGCACGCCAGGGUUCAACUGUCCCGAAGCUGAGAUUUCAUGAUGCAGCCCAGCAUUAAGUCUACCCAGAGUGAGAGAGGUUACUCAAGGUCAAAGCCAGACGUUCACAUGGGUGAAUCGGGAAGAUUUUAUUCUCGACCGUCAGCUACCUGCAACACCUAUAAACACCGUGUACUGCGAUCAGCCAAGCGCUCAGCUACAGAUCAGUUGCCAUUUCCGCACAAAGAGCGACGACAAGACGACAGUCACGACGGUCGGUCUGUUCACAAAGAAUGCUUCAAACACAUGAGCAGGGUCCAAGAAAAGCUUUUCAGAGCCCUGGAGGACCAGGAUCAAGAGCGAGUAGAGAGUGCCCAAAUCAUACAGCGACUGCAGAUGGAGAAGGCGGAAGAAAUGACGAAAUUAAGAAAGGCACUGGCAGACAAUGAGAGUCUUUCAUGCGAAGCCAAAAAUUUGCAGGUGGAAGCCAGUCAGUUGCAGCAGCAGCUUGAAUCUUUCAAUUCCGCCGUGCAAGGCCAAGUGGCAUGGAAUGAUCUCCAACCAGCUCUGUAUCAAGCGCAUGGUGACCUGAUAGCAGCGGCCACGCAAUUCUGGAGAAAUAUGGAAGCCAUUCAGAACCGACAGCUAGCAACCUAUUUGCCAGGGUCUGGAGUGGUGGAUGCAGCAUGGGCCGGUCAGGUCAGCGCACAAGGUCCCAUCGUCCCUACGUCAUUGCCAGAAAUUUCAGAACUGGGUGAAUAACUUACUCUUUCCUACCUCAGCAAGCGGCGACAUCUGCAGAUCAGAACCCGCGGAUUGCGUUAGAGUAAAAGGCUUGGGCCGCCGUGCGACUGUUUCCUGCGUUAUAUUUUUGAUAUAUUUUUGUACAAAG